AUGGAUUCACAGGGUGGUCCAUACCUCAACAAGAAGGCACUCUGUUCACCUCUGGGUGCUGCCCGCCUCUGUCAGUUAGCAAUGGGCUGUACAGUGAUUGCCAUGGUAACCCACAGUGCUGGCUACAGUGGUUCGCAUGGUGUGUUCUGCAUGGCGGCGUGGUGCGUCUGUUUCGCCAUGUCGGUUGUGGUGUUCUUUCUGGAUGCUACUCGUCUCUACAGCUGCCUCCCCAUCUCCUGGGACAACUUGACAGUCACAUGUGCUGCCUUCGCGACACUCAUGUAUGUGACAGCCUCUGUGGUCUACCCACUCUUCUUUGUUCGAAUUGAGUGCCCAUACGCCGGUUGUGUUGUCCGAAAUUUCCGCAUUGCUGUCACCAUCUGUUCCAUCCUGGGUACUCUGGCCUAUGGAGCUGAAGUGGCUUUGCGCCGAGCCAGGCCAGGGCAGGCGGUUGUGGGCUACAUGGCCACUAUUUCCGGCCUCCUCAAAGUCGUUCAGGGCUUUGUUGCCUGCAUCAUCUUUGGAGCUCUUGCCAAUGGGAGCGAGUACUCCCGUUACGCCGCUACAAUCUACUGCGUUGUCGUUUAUGCUUUCUGCUUCGCUCUGACUGCACUGGUGGUCAUAAUGACUGUGUGUGGUCGGACCAAAGCUGUGCGGUGCAUGCCCUUUGACCGCUUUGCGAUCGUAUGCACUCUCUUGGAAGUUCUUCUCUACCUGAGUGCAUCAGUGGUGUGGCCGGUGUUUUGCUUUGACAGUAAGUACGGCUCCCCCUGGAGACCAUCGUCAUGUCCACGGGGGAGAUGUCCAUGGGACAGCAAGGUUGUGGUGGCGGUGUUUUCUUUUGUCAAUUUUGGACUGUAUGUGGUGGACCUGAUCUACUCCCAGAGGAUACGAUUUGUCUCCUCACAUGUGCCUACUAACUCACGGGUGUAG
Messenger RNA from Xiphias gladius (swordfish), 933 nucleotides. Its product is annotated as myeloid-associated differentiation marker-like protein 2. The coding region runs from base 1 to 933 and encodes 310 amino acids. Gene Ontology annotation, cellular component: membrane. NCBI's taxonomy places the organism in Eukaryota, Metazoa, Chordata, Actinopteri, Istiophoriformes, Xiphiidae. The transcript has 2 exons. The record is from RefSeq and is a predicted model, not a curated record.